Molecule: messenger RNA, 453 nt
Organism: Hydatigera taeniaeformis
Lineage: Eukaryota; Metazoa; Platyhelminthes; Cestoda; Cyclophyllidea; Taeniidae
Source: the annotation of a GenBank genome assembly
AUGUCUCGUGAAGCAAAUGCAACAAACAGGGUGGCAGAGAAGGGCGACUUCAAGCCUAUGGUGGAUGAUGAGACGAAGAACUUGGAGAUAAACUUGGAAGAGAUUGAACUUCCAGUGCCCCCAGAUGGGGGCUGGUCCUGGCUAGUGUUAUUGGGUAGCUUUAUUUGCAUGUUUUGCGUCGAUGGUCUCUCCUUCUCCUUUGGGGUUCUUCUCUCUGAUCUUCAGACGAGUUUCGAAUGCACCACUACAAAGAUUUCAUUAGCUAGCUCACUCAUUGUUGGAUUCACACUCAUAUCAGGUCCAAUUGUUAGUGCAGUGUCGAACAUUUUCAGCUUCCGCUCUUUGGUCUUGGUGGGCUCUGUGAUAUCGUUCUGCUCGGUGCUGGCCUGCGCCUUCGUCAAUGAUGUCAAUGUUUUUAUUGUUCUCUUUGGUUUCGUUACUGUUAUAAAAUGA